Messenger RNA from Clunio marinus, 888 nucleotides. Lineage: Eukaryota; Metazoa; Arthropoda; Insecta; Diptera; Chironomidae. The record is from the annotation of a GenBank genome assembly.
AUGAAAUUAUUUUAUAUCAUCAUAAUUUGCUUGAUUUCGUCGUUAAGUGAAGGGCGAUCUGGUGGUGGUCGUGAGACAAGUUCAUGUAUCGCUGAUUAUCUUAAGAGCAAAGGAUUAAUUGAGAGUAAUUUGGGAUCGGAUAGACCAUUGAAUCCUUUGUGUACAACGGUUGUACAAGUGACAAAAAGUCAUAUUAUGGACAGCGUUAAGCUUGAAGUAAUGAGUGAUAAAAACAUGAAGAAGGAAGUUGAUUGCGUAAUAGAGAAUUUAUCGAAAACCGACUUUUCCAACAAUCUUCUUGUUGUGUAUGUUUAUGAAACAUCAGAUAACAUUGUGGAUAGAGAGAAGAAAAUACAAGAAGCUCAAUCAAAAGUAACGAGGGCAACGUUCGAUGCAUUCUUAAGAUGUAAAAGUGAGAAAAACUUUGGAUUAUAUUUCGAUGACCUGCUGGAAGUUGAUAGCUCUGCAGUUGAGGAAGAGGAAGCGUCUCAUAAAGAAGAUUAUUGCAUACGGAAGUACAUAAUUGAGAAGAGACUCAUCGAUCUUGAGAUUUAUAACUUGAAAAUGAAUCCGAAGAAUCUCGAUACAACAAAGAUUAAUUGCACUUAUUUGACUCCAAAAUACAUUAAAGAUUUUGAAGAUGAUCUUGUUAGAACUCUUUUAGAUGACUCGUCAGAAGACUCUGCUGAAGAGCCUAAGGAACUCAAUCCGAUUGAAGUUGCAUGCUUAUGGAAUGCUAUCCGAAAAGGCAAAUACGUCGAUGAAAUGAUUCCAUACAAUUACCUGAAAGAAUUUAAUUUAGGUUCAGAAACAAAAAGAAAUUUACGUUCGAAGUUUGUUGCUUUUAUGAGAAAUCUUUCUGAUAGUUUAACAAAAUGCACUUUGUAA